Messenger RNA from Raphanus sativus (radish), 3497 nucleotides. RefSeq names its product probable pectinesterase/pectinesterase inhibitor 47. The coding region runs from base 1543 to 3423 and encodes 626 amino acids. The record is from RefSeq and is a predicted model, not a curated record. NCBI's taxonomy places the organism in Eukaryota, Viridiplantae, Streptophyta, Magnoliopsida, Brassicales, Brassicaceae. Gene Ontology annotation, biological process: cell wall modification. Gene Ontology annotation, molecular function: pectinesterase activity; pectinesterase inhibitor activity. The transcript is spliced from 4 exons.
UAUCUUUUCUCCUGCUUAAUAGAAUUAAUGUCGCACAAAAAAAAAAAAAUAUAAUAAACACACAUAUUAUGGUCGUAUAUAUUCAAAAAUGUAAGAAAACUUGAGGUCUAAUUGUCAGAAGUAUGAUUGAGUAUAUAGACCGUAAAUUAGGAUGUAUAAAGAGUAAUUCUUGGGUUCACUCCCUAAGGUGAACCUCUAGGUUCACCAACCAAUAGAAUUUAGUUAUUUCAAAUUUGACAUCUUUUAAAAAAGAAAACAAAAUAUUGCCAAAUUAUAUUACGUUUUAAAAAUAAAAAAUAAAGUAAAAAUAAAUAAAAUAAUACUAAUGCAAAAAAAAUAACUAUUUUUUCAAAAAAAAAAAAUAAUACCACAAAAAAACACUAAUCUCUAAAUGUUAAACCCUAAAUCCUUUAGUAAACCUUUGGAUAAAUUAUAAAUCUUUGAUUUAAAAAAAACUAUACCCUAAAUCCUAAUCCUAAACCCUAAACCUUUGGGUAAACCCUAAACCCUUGGGUAAAUCCGAAAUUCUUGGAUAAAUCUUAAAAUUUAAAAUUUAUCCAAAAGUCUAAGAUUUAAUGUUUGUUGGGAGCGUUAAAAAUAUUUUUUGAAAAUAUUUGUUUUAGAUUAAAAAGUUUUGUUUUUGUGAUUAAUAUAAUUUUUAUUUAAUUUUUAUUUUGAAAGUAUAAUAUAAUUCGAUAAUAUUUUGUUUCCUUUUUUAAAAGAUAUUAAAUCUUAAAUGACACAAUCCUAUUGGUUGGUGAACCUAAAGGUUCACCCUAGGGGGUGAAUCCAAGAAUAAGUCAUGUAUAAAUGUACCAAUAUAUGAUCAAGAAAUUACUGAUUAAUCAUUUCUUUACGAUUAUGAUAUGCAUUAUUUUUUUCUUUCAAAAAGGAAUUAAGACAAUAUUCAAGAAAACAAUGUAGUGAAAGUAAGGUACCAUGGCUAUGCCAGCCCUAGCUUUUUUUUAAUCGAAUUAUGCCAGCCCUAGCUGCACAUGUUUGUGUGUGUGUGUUGUGCAAUAGUUUGGACUUUGGAUAGGUAUAUAUGGUUAGAAAACAAUGAUUAAAAACCAUGUAGAAAUUCUUAAACAGCCUAAAAACUUUGUUUUUGAAAAACUCGCUCAAAAAGUUGAUAUGAACGUAGGUUCUACUCUAGACUCAUAUAAUAACACCACCAUCCUAUUUCGAUAUUUGCACAAUAUCAUAUAUUAAUAUCUAUAUAUUUUGGUCAAUGUACGACUCGACCAUCUGUUGCACUCCAUUGGAUCUUACGGUAACUUAUUCAGAAGAGCAUCUACAAAAAUCUUGAAAGUCCAUUAUUUGAUCAGACUGAAAUUGAUAUAUACUGCCAAUAUAUACUUUCGUAAAGCCAUGUAUUAUUUUCCUCGGUCUAAUAAUUACUAAACAAGGCAACAUGCAUUACAUUAUUCAUUAAUUUCUCUCUCUACCAUGCAUGGCAUACCAUGCAUAUACUUUAAAUAGGACAAGCACUUAGUUAGAGGACAUCCAGAAGGAAGACAUAAAAACUCAAAAACUAAAACAAUGCAAACACAACACUUCUCUUCAUCUCUCUUGUCCCUGAUCACUCUUAUUUGUCUGUCAUGGGCUUUGCUAAUCUCAUCGAUGCAGCCUCCAACACAGCCUCCAUCACAACCACCGUCACAUCCUCCAUCGCAUCUUCCAUCACAACCACCCUCGCAGCCUCCAUUGCAACCUACAUCACAGCCACCGUCACAUCCUCCAUCGCAGCCUCCAUCACUUCCAACGCCACAGCCUCCAGCGCAGUCUCCAUCACAACAAGCCAACGUCGCUUGUAAAUCCACUCCUUACCCGAAGCUCUGCCGCACAAUCCUCUCAGCCUUCAAAUCCUCACCGUCCGAUCCAUACCGUUACGGAAAGUUCACACUCAAGCAAUGCCUCAAACAAGCACGUCGCCUUUCCAACGUCAUCAACCGCUUUGCACAGCGCGUGGAGAAAGAUCCAGGAACGUCCACACCGGAAGAAGUCAGUGCAGUUGCCGACUGCGGCGACCUGGCGGCACUUAGCGUUGAAUACCUUGAAGCGGUUACGGAUGAGCUGAAAGCAGCCGAGCUGAUGACGGAGGCGCUCGUUGAUCGUGUGUCGAGCCUUCUCGGCGGCGUCGUGACGAACCAGCAGACGUGCCUCGACGGUCUUGAGGAGGCUAAGAGCGCGUUUGCGACCGUGAUUGGAUCGCCGUUGGGGAACGUCACGCAGCUCUACAGUGUAUCGUUGGGGCUUGUGAGUAACGCGCUUACCCGUAAUCUGAAGCGGUAUAAAGGAUCCAAGGGGAAGAUCUUUGGUGGUGGUAACAAAGCUAUUCGUGAACCCCUCGAGACUUUAAUUAAGGUUUUACGGAAAACAUGCGACAAGAGCAAGGAGUGUAGGCAUGAUAGGAGUUUAGGUGAGCUAGGGGAGACAAGCGGUGGCUCGAUCCUCGUAAGAGAAGCAGUGACCGUCGGUCCAUACGAACACGACAACUUCACCACCAUAACCGAGGCCGUCGCUGCAGCACCUAACAAAACAUUACCGGAGGAUGGCUACUUCGUCAUCUAUGCAAGGGAAGGUCUUUACGAAGAAUAUAUUGUCAUAUCGAAUAAAAAGAGAAACAUAAUGCUUAUCGGAGAUGGAAUCAAUAAAACCAUCAUUACUGGAAACCAUAGUUUUAUUGAUGGCUGGACUACUUAUAAUUCUUCAAGCUUUGCGGUGGUCGGAGAUCGAUUUGUUGCAGUUGAUGUGACAUUCCGAAAUACAGCUGGACCGGAGAAGCACCAGGCUGUGGCCGUGAGAAAUAAUGCGGAUGGAUCAACAUUUUAUCGGUGUAGUUUCGAAGGCUAUCAAGAUACUCUCUACGUCCAUUCUUUGAGACAGUUCUACCGUGAAUGUGACAUAUACGGUACCGUAGAUUUUAUUUUCGGAAAUGCAGCUGCGGUAUUUCAAAACUGCAAUAUAUAUGCUCGAAAACCUAUGGCAAACCAGAAAAAUGCAGUGACAGCCCAGGGAAGAACAGACCCAAACCAAAAAACCGGAAUCUCCAUAAUCAAUUGCACAAUUGGGGCUGCCCCGGACCUCGCGGCUGACUCCAACCCGGCCAUGACAUUCCUUGGACGGCCAUGGAAGCCUUACUCGAGAACGGUGUACAUUCAAUCAUACAUCACUGAUGCUAUCCAACCAGUGGGAUGGCUAGAAUGGAAUGGUACAAUCGGCCUAGAUACGAUCUCAUAUGGUGAAUAUGACAACUUUGGACCGGGAGCUAAGACAAGCAAGAGAGUCCAGUGGCCAGGGUAUAGCCUAUUGAACUUGGCACAAGCCAUGAACUUCACCGUGUAUAAUUUCACUUUGGGCGACACUUGGUUGCCUCAGACCGAUAUUCCCUUUUACGGCGGUUUGCUUCACACGGAAUGAAAAAUGUAUUACCCUAUUAUAUAACUGAUCCUGCCCCAUUUAAUAAAUGCAAUACAAAAUUUAUUCAUUUUUAC